UUAUUAUACUCAACAUGACCCUCCCCUCAUUUUUUGUUGCUUAGCUUUUGGAAGAGAAUAUCUACUUCUUCUCUCUUAGUUUACCCUAAUUCAAACCCAUCUUACUCUCUCUCUUUUCUUCUUCCUUCUUCUUUUUCAACCUCUUUCCUUUAGAAUCUCUUAAAUGAUAAAAAGGGUUGAUCCCUAAUGGCUUCAACUUCUAGAAUUAUGGACAAACCCCCUCAACAACAACAACAACAACCACCAUCCGCUACUCUAAAGUGCCCUCGUUGCGAUUCUUCCAACACCAAAUUUUGUUACUACAACAAUUACAGCCUCUCUCAACCAAGGCACUUCUGCAAAGCUUGCAAACGUUAUUGGACUCGCGGCGGAACCCUAAGAAAUGUCCCCGUCGGCGGCGGUUGCCGGAAGAACAAGCGCCUCAAAACUUCCUCUUCCUCCUCUUCAGUCAAUGCUACUUCCACGUCAACCCCAAGUCAAAACCCUCGCCUAAUUCACAACUCUAUCAAUUCUACUACUACUCCUCCUAAUAUUGUUUCUUCAAAUCAUAUCAACAGCCCAAUGUUCUUUGGGUUGGAUUCCAUUGGUGGUGGUGGUUUAGGGUUUUCCUCUUCUGGUCUUCUCUCACAAUUCCAUGAUCUCCAUCAACAACCCUUCAAUUCAAAUCACUUCCCUCAUCCCACCAUCUCCUUUGAUCGAACUUCCCACCUUUUGGGUAAUUUCGAACCAAGUUUGAUGACGCCGAUGAAGGAAAUCAAGAUGGAGGAUUUGAACAGGUUGUGCCAAAAUCAAACGGAGCAAAUCGAUCUAUCGAAUUUUUCCGACCCUUCUUCGAUCUAUUGGAACUCGGGAACAACGGCAACGGGCAAUUGGCAUGAUCCGACGAAUAAUAAUGGGUCCUCAAUUGCUUCUCUAUUCUAGUAUCUGUAUUUCUAUCUCCCUCUCUAUUUUUAAGGGGAAAAAAAAAGGAAAAUUAAAAAAAGAAAAAUAAAGUUGAGGAGCAAAGACGAGAGGAGUGGGAUCGGAGCGAUCAUGUCAGCUGCAAAAGAUGUGGGAUUGAGAAUUUCAUAGGUAAUUGCGCUGAGAGGAACCUCGGAUCCUCUUUCAUUUCGUCACUUUAUAAUAUUAUAGCAUCCUAUAAACCAAGUUUUUUUAAAAAACUUUUGAACAACAACUUCCUUCAUAUCCUUAGUUUGAUGCCAAUUUCAACAUAUAGAAACUAGAUGAGCCUUUAGCUUCUUCGGGUGUACUUAAUUAUUUACAUGCAUGCAUUCAAAAGGAUCGGAUACUUUUUUUCUUUCCCCCUUUUUUUGGGUAUAUAUAGUUAAGGGUAUAGGAAGAGAGAUGAUAAGAGGGAGAUUUGUUAUUUUGUAAUGGUGAUUAUGAGACUUAGAUAUGGUUAAAUUUAAUGUUAAUUAUAUCUAUGUCAUAUUCCUUUUUCUCUAUGUGAUAUGUUAGAGGAAACAUGUAUAAUAUAAUUUAUAUCUUCAUUUUCAAUUUCAUUGUGAUAUGAGAAAUUUGUUGGUUA
Messenger RNA from Benincasa hispida (wax gourd), 1528 nucleotides. Its product is annotated as dof zinc finger protein DOF1.4. Gene Ontology annotation, molecular function: DNA-binding transcription factor activity; DNA binding. Gene Ontology annotation, biological process: regulation of DNA-templated transcription. The record is from RefSeq and is a predicted model, not a curated record. NCBI's taxonomy places the organism in Eukaryota, Viridiplantae, Streptophyta, Magnoliopsida, Cucurbitales, Cucurbitaceae.